UAUACGUAUCGUAUGUCCAGGCAGUUUAUUGACCACCGACCUCAGUUGGCAGCUAAAUAGACAAGGGACAGGUCGGGAAAUACAAACUCAUCGGUGGAUAGCACAGAAAAAAUAUUCCUAUUUGCCGAGCUCUUCAGAGCGGGGAUAAACCGAUAACAAAAGAUACGGACCUGAUAAGCCCAUCUACUCUGGAGGUUCAGUGGAAGAUUUAUUUCCCAUCCAAGUCAUAAGCUCUGCGAAGUUUCAACCAAUCAGUGACUAUAAUGCGGCUAAGAUUGCUGGCUAUCUGGGUCUCCCUAGCUCUUUUACUUCAAUGGAGUCGGGCCCAGGAGGAUAACAUACAAGAAGUCAGCAUAAUUGGAGGAUCAGAAGGUGAAAGCUCGGAUAAAAAUGAAGAGCAUGCAACGGAAUCGAAGGAGAAUGGUGUUGUAUCUCUAGGAGAGAAACAGCCUUAUAUGAACUCAACAGAACUGACUACUGAUGAAAAAGAGCCCAUGGGAGAUGUAACAAGUUCACAAAAUAUGCCAUCUAAUGCCAGUCAAGUUGGAGAGAUGGAUCAUCAAUCAGGGGAUGAUAAAAACGAGUCUGAUGAAAUAAGUAUGGGCACAAAUACGGAGGUGGACCACAAAAAAGAACAAGCAGAUAAAGUAGAACCAGAAAAGCAAAAUAACGAAACUUCUCCUAAACCAGAAACUCCGGAUACUGAAAGAAACGACCAUUCAUCGGAUCAUUUAAAUCAGUCGCCUACGGCUACUCAGGAAUCCCCUUCAGGAGUGGGUCCCAAUAUUUUUAAUCAACCACCAACUCCACCAGAGAAGGAAACUCAUACCGCCAAUGAAACUGCAGUCAUAUCAACGGGCGGAUCGCCCGAUUACCCGAGUGACGGACCCCAAGAGAACACCACAGCUCAACCCACAACUGAACCCACCUUUAUAGCACCCACUCCCCCAAUGUCCAACCCAGUAUUCUCUGCUUUGAGCUGCUACUCCUGCAUGUUUUGCAAUAAAUCGGCUACGAAUGAGUCUAAGUUAGACUGCCCACCAAUACCGGGAAAAAGGAAUGGAUGCCGUACCAUACUUGUUAAAGAUCCCUUUAUUGUGCCGGGUAAAAAGACUUAUAUAAGUCGGGGCUGCAUAAUCGAAACGGAUAAUUCUUUCUCUAGCUAUUGUGAAGAAAAUGAGCAACUAUGCAUAUCGUGCUACGAACCCAAUUGUAAUAUUCAUAACAUGACACAAUUUGAAGAGACUUCGGCCUCUGCCUCUGCUUCUGCCGCUCAUCAUUUGCUGACGUCGACCCCCUUUCUUAUCUGGAGCAUCUGUUUAUUCAGUUGGCAGGUGAUAUAUUAUAAAGUACCACCCCCGCAAUUCUGAGUCAUAACAAUUAAUAAGUAAAUGGAUAAUGGCGCACUUAAAAACCGAUGAGUAUGACUAAUAAUAAAAAACCGAAGAUUAGAUGGGCAGUAUGCCGAUAAAAAAUGUAUUAUCUAUAAAUCACAUAUGUAUAUCGAAAUAUGGAAUUGUUUGUGUGUCAAUAUAU
Molecule: messenger RNA, 1536 nt
Organism: Drosophila subpulchrella
Lineage: Eukaryota; Metazoa; Arthropoda; Insecta; Diptera; Drosophilidae
Exons: 1
Coding region: 264-1370 (368 amino acids)
Source: RefSeq, a predicted model, not a curated record